This is a messenger RNA of Calidris pugnax (ruff), 753 nucleotides long. It is a transcript of the gene FCHO1, whose product is annotated as FCH domain only 1. The transcript has 6 exons. Bases 1 to 747 code for a protein of 248 amino acids. NCBI's taxonomy places the organism in Eukaryota, Metazoa, Chordata, Aves, Charadriiformes, Scolopacidae. Gene Ontology annotation, cellular component: cytoplasm; clathrin-coated pit; plasma membrane. Gene Ontology annotation, biological process: clathrin-dependent endocytosis; clathrin coat assembly. The record is from RefSeq and is a predicted model, not a curated record.
AUGGUGGGACCUCGAGAGGUGGUGGAUGCAGUGAUGGGAGCUGGUAUUGGGGUACAGGGGGUGUCUGGAGGGAUGCUGGGACCUCGAGAGUUGGUGGAUGCAGUGAUGGGAGCUGGUAUUGGGGUACAGGGGGUGUCUGGAGGGAUGCUGGGACCUCGAGACGACCCGUCCCAGAGCGACCCCAGCACCAAGGAUUUCUGGCUGAACAUGGCGGCGCUGACCGGGCACCUGCAGAAACAAGCGGAGCAGAGCCCGGCCGCCUCCUACUACAACGUGGCUCUGCUCAAGUACCAGUUCUCUCGGCUGGGCCCCGGCUCGGCGCCGCUGCGGCUCUGCGUGCGCUGGGACUGCUCGCCGGGCGCCACGCGGGUCAGCGUGGAGUACGGCUACAACCCCGCUGCCCUGGCCGUGCCCGUGCCCCUCGCCAACGUCCACGUCCUGCUGCCCGUCGACGAGCCCGUCGCCAACCUGCGGCUGCAGCCCGCCGCCAGCUGGAAUCUGGAGGAGAAGAGGCUGCUCUGGAGGCUGCUGGACAUCCCCGGUGCCCCGGGGCAGGGAGGCUGUGGCCGGCUCUCAGCCAGCUGGGAGCCCCUCUGCGGUCCCAGCAAGCCCAGCCCGGUGGCAGCCCAGUUCAGCAGCGAGGGCAGCACGCUGUCGGGCGUCGAGGUGGAGCUGGCGAGCGCCGGGUACCGCAUGUCGCUGGUCAAGAAGAGGUUUGCUACAGGGAUCUACCUGGCGGGGUCCUGAGCCACC